Messenger RNA from Carassius auratus (goldfish), 2407 nucleotides. RefSeq names its product nuclear factor 7, brain. The record is from RefSeq and is a predicted model, not a curated record. NCBI's taxonomy places the organism in Eukaryota, Metazoa, Chordata, Actinopteri, Cypriniformes, Cyprinidae. The coding region runs from base 34 to 1434 and encodes 466 amino acids. The transcript has 6 exons. Gene Ontology annotation, molecular function: zinc ion binding.
UACAACAGGUGAAGCUUUCUGUUUUUGCUGAACAUGGCGUCAACACUUUCUCUCCACCUCAUGUGUCCAGUGUGUUUGAGUGACUUCAACGAUCCGGUGACUUUACCUUGUGAGCACGUCUUCUGCCGACAGUGUAUUACAAGAUGUUUGGAAUCACAUGAAGGUGCUCACAAAUGCCCGGAAUGCAGACAAAACUUCACCAGACAGGAUCUUAAAGGUAUCCGAGUGCUGAGAAACGUUGUGGACGUCUUACAACAACAAAAACACAAGACAAGACAACAGACUCCGAAGAAUGCUCAAGAAAUGCAAUGCUCUGAGCAUAUGGAGCCGCUUAAACUCUUCUGUGAGAAUGACCAGAGAUUGGUUUGCCUCAUCUGCAAGGAAGGAAAGAAACACUGUGGACACAGUUUCAAGCCUGUAAAGGAAGCUAUGGAGAUCAGUGAGAAGGUGGCGAGGGAAGCACUGAGAUUUAUUUUACAAGACAACAAACAAACGGGGGACAUGAUCAUGAGCCAGAUGCUUGAAAUCACAAAGUCUAAGGAAAGGGCCAAACGACUUGAGGAAAAGAUACAUGUUCAGUUUAACAAGAUGCACGAGUUCUUGAAGAAAAAAGAGGAAGAAGUGGUAAAGCAACUCCAGAGAGAAGCAAGCAGUGCUGAAGUAUCAAUGAGGCAAAAUUCAUCAUUUUUAUCAAAGUUGCAAACAAAGGGAAACAAACAGGAGUCCAUAUUGGAGUCAGGACUACAGAUAAGCCAACCUGAGAGUUUUUUAGAGUGGUGGAGUGAAAAGGGUUUCCCUUUGGUUCAUACAAUCACACUCAGUGAGAACAAAGACAUCAAGUCUGCUCUGCCAACCAAAUUUAAAUCAAGACUUGAUGGUACUCGAGUGAUUUCUGACCACUUCACCCUUGGCCCUUAUGAAACUGACCUGCCUCUAAUUGUAUGGAGAGACAUGCUAGGCUCUGUUAAACGAGACCUAUCAGAUAACUCUGCAAUAGACAAAGACCUGAAACUGACUAUCAAAAAAGAGAGCCAUCUGCAGUCUCAAGGGGAAGAUUACUUCGCCAAAUUCCAGAAGUUUCACAAUGGUUAUAAGGACAAUUAUGUGGAGAACAUACAACCUGGUCAGGUGUACUGGGAGGUUGAUGUAGGAGCUGAAGUAGGAUGGGAACAUGGACUCACAGUUAGAUUUUACCCAAAGGACAAAAACGUUUCGGUCUGGCAGACACUGUUUUCUAAAAGUUUUGAGAACAUAUCUCUUUCUGUAAAGAAUGACAGACUGUACGUCAUAAAGGGAGGUGAAGAAACCCCGAUCGUCACCAAGAUUAUACCCAGCAGAGUCGGGGUUUAUGUAGACAGUGAGAAACUUCAGGUUGUAUUUUGCAAUGCAAACAAUAUGUCUCUCCUUCACACAGUGCGGUGUGGAGAUAAAUAGAUUUAUAGGAAUCAGAAAUUUCAUUCACUAAACCUGCUUUAAAUUUGGAGUGACAUUUAUAAACCAUUUAGUCUGAGAAACAGUCUGGUCAUCCUAUUAAUUUUAAUAAAAAUUAUAAUUAUUGUAUAAAUUGUGAUUAUUGUUAUAAAACAAUUUUGUUCUUGAUUUAAAUCUUCCAUUCGAUUACAUUCAUGGGUACUAGAUUAAAACUCUGAUUCUGGGCACUAGAUAAAGCUUUGUUAAUAGGUUUUGAGUAACAUCAGAAAAAAUUUAUGUUUGUUAACAGGAUGUCAGCAAACUGUAACAAAAUAAACAAUUUGUCCAACAUGAUGUCAUAUGGUUUGUCAUGUUUAAACUGGAUGUUUGUGUUUAUUUUGUUAAAUUUGUGCUGACAUCCUGUUAACAAACAUAAAUUUUGUCUGAUGUUACUCGAGUAUUUUUAUUUUUUUUAUAAUAAAUGUUUGUAAGGUGAUUUGGGUUCAUGUACUGUGAUAGAGUUAUUGCUCCUGCAAAGGUUUGUGUAUUAACUGGCAUAUAAAAAAAUGAUUACUAUGAUGAUGACAUUAUAGUAAUAUUUAAGUGAAAAAAUAAAGGUUCAUCCUGUGAAGGCCCAGGAUACUACAUCUGAUCACAUUUUAAGUGCAUAUAAUUGUUGUAUAAAUUGUGAUUAUUGUUAUAAAUCCAUUUUGUUAUUGUUCUCACUAAUAGAUAUUCCUCACUCUGCCUCUUAUUUUAAGUACUAUAAAAAAAAACUCUGAUUGUACCAGACAAAACUUUGUUAACAGGUUUUGGCUACAAGACAAAAAACAUAUUAGCUGACAUGUACAUACUGUAGUUGUAUUUUGCCCCAGUUGUAAUACUUUUUGGAUUCUUUAAUAAAAGCUGCAAUUGGAUCUUGUUUAAGAGCACUUUGUGGCAGUAUACUAUAAAGACAACAUUUAAAGUGCAUAGCAAAUCUCUACUGUUCCUGUUC